Molecule: messenger RNA, 4022 nt
Organism: Lampris incognitus (smalleye Pacific opah)
Lineage: Eukaryota; Metazoa; Chordata; Actinopteri; Lampriformes; Lampridae
Gene: fam177a1a
Product: family with sequence similarity 177 member A1
Exons: 5
Coding region: 49-687 (212 amino acids)
Source: RefSeq, a predicted model, not a curated record
GUGGAUUUACACAGGUGCCCCAAGACGGACUGAAUUUACCAGCUGGAGAUGUCAGAUUUGUCUUUAUACCUUACUAAUGUCAACGUUUCUGUGGGGCAAACUAUGGAGCCGGAAAAGAACCUGGAAGGGAUGGAUGACUUUGAGACUGUGGAGAUGGGAGAGCAGGUAGGGGGAGAGCGACAGGGGAAGGUUCCCCGGAGGACAAUCUACUUUGCCAGUGGAGAGACCAUGGAAGAGUACAGCACAGAUGAGGAGGAAGAGGAGGAGCCUUUGAAGAAAGACCUCAUGGCUGUGGACCCGUCCAAGCUGACCUGGGGUCCAUAUUUCUGGUUUUAUAUGUGGCGAGCAGCCACCUCCACUAUCUCCGUGUGUGACUACCUGGGGGAGAGAAUGGCAUCAUUGUUUGGCAUCACUUCGCCAAAAUACCAGUACGCUAUUGAUGAGUACUACCGCAUGAAGAAGGAGGAGGAGGAGGAGGAGGAGGAGAACCGUCUGUCCGAGGCGGCAGAACGUCAAUUUGACGAGCAGCAGAGGCAGGAGCAGGAGAACCUCGUGCCUCUUCAUGCUCCUACAGUGGAGCAGCCGGAGGGCUCAGGGGCCUCCUUCGUCAACGUCAGCUUUGAACUUGACCCCGAGCCAGCCCUCAGCGCUCCCGACACCAACAGAGUCCCCGCCCCGCUCUCCUGAACCCCGACAUGCAAACAAGAGCUUUUACUAUUCACAGACUUCUAACUCUCCCAUGUGGCUUGGCAUACAUCCAGAAUCCAGUCAAUUUAUUUUUUUCUUAUGUAACAUAGAUUAAUGGCAUUAAUAUUUUUGUAUGUUUUCAUUUUUAUAUUUGAAGUUUAUUUUCAAUGCAAUGCAUGACAAAGGGCUGUUUAAGUUACUGGAUUCCCUCUAUAUAUGAAUGUAGUUUAGUGUAUAGUGUUUGAAAGAUGGAGAUGUGGGAUGUAGUUGUUUCCAGACUACGACAACAGCAGCAGGGUUAGAUCAAGGAUUGGGCUAAUUCAUUUAAAAUUUGGAAUUAGUCCAGCCAUCCAUCCAUUAUCCAAAUCACUUAUCCUUACCCAGGGUCGCGGGAAUGCUGGAGCCUAUCCAAGCAGUUGUCUUGAUAGUGAAAUGAAGCCCCAUUUAUAUCUCAUACGACAGUUUUCAUUUUUGGUAGUUUAUUCAUUAUUUGGAAAAGAGCUUUCUUUUGUUUAGUGGACAAAAUAUGGCUUUUCAGCUUCAAAAGUUGGAUUGACUGAGUUGGAGGGGAGUUGGCCACAUCCCUGGGCUGUCCAACACCAUGUUAUACCCAGAUGUUAGUCUUAACUAGUAGUAUGCAAAAUGAGAAUUAUACAUUUGACAUUAUUUUUUGGGUAGUGGGUCUAAAUGGCUCUUCACUUCCUUCUACUCCAGUAUUUCAGCCUUUACUCCUUAUAUCCUACAACGUCUAGUCCUUGUUGGUCCAUGGGAGUAACAAUGCAUUCGAGAAAACUGGAAACUCGGAAAUAUUCAACUUUCAAACCAGAAGCUGAAUGUGUUCUUUGAGCACCUGGUCUGACAAUAUGUUGUACCCCGCUGUUCGGUGGUCUCUCCCGGCUACACCAUCACAGAUCUCCUGAAAUGCGGUGGUUUUCAGAACAGCGUCAUUGAUGUGUCAUGAAUUAGGCAAACCCUAUCCCUAAGAUGAACCCUAACCUCCCAUCUGUGGCACUGUUCUGAAAUCCUGUGGCGUUUAAUGCGGUUCACACUGUCAUCUCUGAAGAAAUGUUCCUCGCUGGCAUGACUCGGUCUCACCCCUAUUCGUGUUCUCAUUGUGCGAAGAGGAAGGGAUGCUGUGGCUGUAGUUGUAAUAUGGAUUGGUUUACUAUUAUUAGUUUCUAUUACUGAAAGAGCCAUUAGUCUAUACUAAUCCCCGCAGGGCCAAGUCAAGGGCUUACUAGACCAAGACCCAACUUGGUUAAUAUUAUGAAUCCCUCAUAUUUAAUUCCCAUAUUUACUUGACCCCUUCUUGUUUCCUUCUAGAGAUGAGUUGUAAGCUCAGAACUGAUAUUCGGUAUUUUCUCUAGUUAUCGCAGUUCCAGUCUGCUGUCAGUUUCUAUCUCCCAGUAAGUGUUUGUUUGAAUUGGCGGUAGGGGUUAAGCUGAUAUAUAGCCUGCUAUGAUUGGGACUGUGGCUGGCCCUGCAUGGUUCUGUAUUGACUGAUGGACUUCUAUAUUGGUAGUGACUGCACUCACUGUGUGGUGGUUAAAAUACGUCAGCUGCAGGGUAAUUGAUCAUGCCUGUCAAGUACCAAUAGACAUGAAUAAUUUCCUGUGCAAGUUGUCUAAGUGCACUGAGGUGUGCUAUGGUCUUUUCACUUGACAUCAUGGCACCUUUCCGGCGCCAUUAUGCAUUCAGAUUUAAUUCAGAUGGAAGGAAUAAUCAGGCUGACCACAGUUCAGUGCCCUUUCUCUGUCAAAGUGUCCUUGUGGAAACACGCCAUAUGAUUUUGUAGCUGCAGAGCAGGCCGACAACGUAAGCGAGUGCCCGUCUUUAUUGUCUUUCUUUUUUAUGAUAGUUAUUCGUAAUGAUAUGGCUUUACGAUGUAAUGAAGAACCUCAGUUUUCAGCUAAAGACACCCGAGGUGUUUUCUUAUUUGUCCGACUUUGGCAUCCUGGUUUGAUGGUAUUCUCCUUCCCAACUUUUCAAAACAUCCAAGCAUCAACCUCAGGUCUUGCCAUUGCAGGGAUAUUGGACAUUUCUGACUAAAAUUAAAUUUUGAUUUGGAUCUAUAAGCAGAGUGGAAUCACGUUAUUCAAUAUAUUCCCCUCUGGCAAAUCAGCUUUGAGUAAUCCUGGCAGCUGUUUGGACAUUUUAAGACGAGCCUCUCUCGUGCAGAUCAGAGAUGAACUGGAAUAGUGUAUUACUACCAAUGUAAUGACACACACGGUUGCGAUGACAGAUUAGUAGAGGAGUUUAGAAAGCUGAACAGUAUGAAGAAGUCCGUGGAGGUUGGCUUUUAGGGGAGGUGUGAUAAAUCAUAUCCAUUAUACACAUUUUCAUAUUAGUCCCAGAAAGUUGAAUCAGUUCAUCUGGACACAACGUUUGAGAGAAAUGUUUUAUCACUCAUCUGAGUGACCUCUUCAGUCUCAACUGACUGCAGGUAUCCCCACCCUUAGAAACAAUACAGUGGCAUAAGGAUCGGUUUGUUAUACAAAUUACCUUGACCAUUAACUAGAGUUACAGUGGUCAUGUGUACUAUUCACAGAGGAUUGGGGAAUAGUUGCAAUCACAGCAUUGUAAGAUGGUGACGGAUGUACUCUCAGGCCCCCCCCCCCAGUUCAGGGAUGGUCAUUCCCUCUUCACAUAGAUGGCCUCUUUGACUCCCCAUUCAAACCAGCGUUCCUCCCUAUCAAGGACGUGGGCAUCCUCAUCCCUGAAAGAGGGGCCACUGGUCUGUAGAUGGUGUGGACUGUGGAGUCCUGGCCUGACACGUUAGCUCUUCUGUGUUGUGCCAUCCUCUUGAACAGCGCUGAUGUAUAAGUCAUGGCAAUCCUCCUGUCACUUAACAGUGACUGUUUGUGCCGGGGGAUCCCAUCCUAGGAUUGCCAUGGGGGACACCUGCAGUCUGGUGAGACUGAGGGGGGGGCGUUUCAACACUCACACUUAGAUGAGUGUUGAAACGUUUCUCUCAAUAAACGUUGUGUCCAGAUGAACUGAUUCACCUUUCUGUGAUUUUCUUACCUCGAUUAUUGAGCAUGCAUAGAUACAUUUCCAUGUUAGGCUCGUAAGUGCCAUCAUUAGUUGGUCAUCAUAGGUGUCCAAAGACAUUUUCUUGAGUCAAGACCUCACGCAAAAAAAAAUAAAAAAUCCAAUUUUUCUUCUCUACAACCGCUCACUACUCUUUAUGUUGUUUUAUUUUGCUUCACACACAUGCAGGAGUGCAUGUGAAGAGAAUUCUUGCCAUGAUUGAAAUCCUAAUGGAAGAUUUCAUUAUACUUUAGAGAGUUGGGAAAAUGGCAAAUGUUCACCGCAAAAAUCUGCAGUGAUUUAUU